AUGGCGAGGACUCCAGCGAUCGUCGCGGUGGUGCUGAUGGCGGCUGCGGCGGCCCAGCUGGCGAGCGCCGGCUUCCCUAACCAGUACUGGCCGGCGCCGUCGACCCCGAGCCCGAGCGUGCCCUCCACCGGCUUCCCGACGUACGGCUGGGAGAACGCCCACGCCACCUUCUACGGUUCCGAAAGCGGCCUCGGCCACGACUUCGGUACGUGCAUAGCACACCCUUAA
Molecule: messenger RNA, 228 nt
Organism: Triticum turgidum subsp. durum (durum wheat)
Lineage: Eukaryota; Viridiplantae; Streptophyta; Magnoliopsida; Poales; Poaceae
Source: the annotation of a GenBank genome assembly